AUGCCGCCGGUCAACGACCGCGUCUUGAACUGGCUCUACAGCGUUCUGACUAACGAAUACACGGACGUAAAUCGCGCCUACAACGACGCCGCCGAAGCUCUCGCGCAGUACCCAUCGCUGUCUCCAAGGACAGAUGUUUACACCUACGAAAAUGGCGUCCCCGCUCUCUUGCUCCUUCUCACUGGCACCCUCCCCGUCCAAUUUCGCGGCGCAAUAUACCGGUUUCCGAUAUCGCUUUGGGUCCCCCAUGACUAUCCACAUGAGCCUCCGAUGGUUUAUGUCACGCCGACGCAGGAUAUGCUGGUGAGGCCGGGACAGCAUGUUAGCGGUGAGGGAAGAGUAUACCAUCCAUACUUGAGCGGAUGGGCUAGUUACUGGGAUAAAUCUUCCAUAUCCGACUUCCUCACCGUCCUCCGCGGUGUCUUUGCAAAAGAGCCACCUGUCGUCGCGAAGCAAGACCAAUUUAGCUCCCCCCAGCCGACAGCAAGCCCAGCACCACCUCCAGUUCCUCCUACUCCAGAGGAGUGGAGAAGGCAGAGGCAGCCGCAGCCUACAGCAUCACCAGCUCCUACCACUGAUCAGCCGCCUGCUCCUCCUCCAAAACCGCCAAAGGAUACGGGUAUAAUGAAUGGCAGUCCUCAUCCCAAUGGGCAUGGGCAGCAGCCACAGCAACAGGCUUCCCUGCCGCCCCUACCACCUAACAUGGGCCAUGCUGGUGGCUAUCCUGACUAUGUCAGACCUCACCCGCAAAAUAUUCCACAGCGGCAAGCGAGUAUGACUGAUCGGCCUCUCCCCCCGACACCACAGGACACAGCAGCUGCUCCGCCACGGCCAUUCCAGAUUCAACAAUACGGACGUGAUAGCCCAGUCAGUCCCAUAACUCCCGGCGGAAUGCCUGGGCCACCUCCGUCCAGAUACUCGCAACCACCUCCUUUACCGCCACAGCAGCAAGCACCCCACUACCAAGGCCCUCCCGGUCCGGCACAAUACGCCAGUCCUCCACCUAAUCAAUACCCACCAUCAGCCUACCCGCCACCCACAUCUCAGUACCAGCAAUUCCCGCAACAACAACAACAACAACAACCACCAUACAUGGCCACGCCACCAACCGGUCCUCAAUUCGCACAACAACCCCCGCCCCCCCAGCCGCCGCACCCCAAACCCCCCGUCCCCGACCUCCUCACCUCCGAACUCGACGUCCAGCUCCCCUCCCAGACCUCGUCCUCGACCCCGCUCCCCGUGCCCCCCGUCCCGCCCAACCCGCAAAAAGACGCGCUCCUCUCGGCCCUCUCCGCCGCGCUCGUCGCACAGACGGCCCAGACGGUCGGGGGCAACGCGUCGGCGCUGCCCGCCCUGCGCGCGCAGUCGGCCGCGCUGCGCGCCGCGCACGCCCGCCUCCAGAACGAGGUCGAGCAGCUGCAGCGGCUCGACGCCGCGCUCGCCGCCAACGAGCGCGUGCUCGCCGGCGCCAUGCGCGAGGCCGACCGCGCCAUGGACGACGCGAGCACGCGGACCGUUCCGGACGUCGACGACACGCUCGUCGCGCCCACCGUCGUCGGGGGGCAGCUGUGGGGCUUGGUCGCCGAGGAGAGGGGGCUGGAGGAGGCGAUUUUUUUGCUGGGCAGGGGUCUGGAUCGCGGGAGGGUGGGGGCUGAGGUGUUUGUUAAGCAAACGAGAGGUCUGGCCCGCGAGCAGUUCCUGAAGAAGGCGCUGAUCAAGAAAAUCGCAAAGGGCAUGGGGCUGGAUGAGAAUGUCGAGUACGGGCUGCGGUCGGGUUACUAG
Messenger RNA from Diplodia corticola, 1782 nucleotides. Its product is annotated as escrt-i component. The record is from RefSeq and is a predicted model, not a curated record. Gene Ontology annotation, biological process: protein modification process; protein transport; endosome to lysosome transport. Lineage: Eukaryota; Fungi; Ascomycota; Dothideomycetes; Botryosphaeriales; Botryosphaeriaceae. Bases 1 to 1782 code for a protein of 593 amino acids. Gene Ontology annotation, cellular component: ESCRT I complex. Gene Ontology annotation, molecular function: ubiquitin binding. The transcript has 5 exons.